GAAUGUAUAUAUAUAUAUAGCCACAUGACCCCUAUACAUAAAUGGUAACGAAGACCCUUUCUUAACAAAGAAAAUUCGACUCACAACAAUAAUAUUAGUUUUAUAUUCUAUAAAUAUAACUCUAACUGAUUAUUACAACUGCGCGAGUAGCAUGGCGGUGAACAUAACUUCCAUCAAAACGGCUUCGAAUGGAGUGUGGCAAGGGGACAAUCCCUUACACUAUGCCUUCCCUUUGUUGAUACUUCAAACCACUUUGAUCCUCAUCCUCAGCCGCUUCCUUGCCUUUCUUCUCAAGCCCCUCCGCCAACCUAAAGUCAUCGCCGAGAUCAUCGGGGGAAUUCUUCUGGGGCCCUCAGCUUUAGGACGAAACGAGGAAUACUUAAACCGCAUAUUCCCUAAAUGGAGCAAUCCCAUACUGGAGUCUGUCGCAAGUAUCGGACUGCUCUUCUUUCUUUUCCUAGUCGGAUUAGAGCUCGAUCUCAGCUCUAUCCACCGUAGUGGCCGCAAAGCUUUCGGCAUAGCCCUCGCCGGGAUUACUCUCCCUUUCGUUUGCGGCAUCGGCGUUGCUUUUGUACUUCGCAAAACAGUCGAAGGAGCUGACCAAGUCGGUUACGCUCCAUUCCUAGUCUUCAUGGGUGUGUCUCUCUCCAUCACUGCCUUCCCGGUACUUGCUCGCAUUCUUGCUGAGCUUAAACUCCUUACCACAGAAGUAGGGGAGACUGCCAUGGCUGCAGCUGCUUUCAACGAUGUAGCUGCAUGGAUCCUCCUCGCGCUGGCCGUUGCACUAGCUGGUAACGGAGACGGUGAGGGUGGAAAAAGUCCAUUGGUGUCGCUCUGGGUGCUGAUAUCAGGGGUUGUUUUCGUGGUGUUUAUGAUGAUGGUUGUUCAACCGAUCAUGAAAUGGGUGGCCAGGCGAUGCUCUUCGGAAGGCGAGGUGGUGGACGAGGCGUACAUAUGCUUGACUCUUGCAGGGGUCAUGGUCUCUGGGUUCUUGACCGACCUCAUCGGAAUCCAUUCCAUAUUUGGGGCCUUCGUUUUUGGGUUGACGAUUCCUAAGGGAGGGAACUUUGCUGACAGGCUAAUCGAGAGGAUUGAGGACUUCGUGUCUGGCUUGCUGCUGCCGCUUUACUUCGCGUCGAGUGGGUUGAAGACCAACGUGGCUAAGAUCAGUGGUGGGAAGGCAUGGGGCUUGUUGGUGCUUGUUAUAACCACUGCCUGUGCUGGGAAGAUCAUCGGCACUUUCGUUGUCGCCAUGAUGGUUAGGAUUCCAGUUAGGGAGUCCCUCACCCUUGGUGUCCUCAUGAACACCAAAGGCUUGGUUGAGCUCAUUGUUCUCAACAUUGGCAAGGAGAAAAAGGUACUCAACGACGAAAUUUUUGCUAUACUAGUCUUGAUGGCCCUCUUUACAACUUUCAUCACAACACCAACUGUGAUGGCCAUCUACAAGCCAUCUCGUGGUGGCAACUCUAUUCGAACCCACCGCAAGCUCCGUGAUUUGUCCAUGACCGAAGAAUUCCAAGAUGAGCUCAGAAUCUUGGCUUGUGUUCACGGUCCUAGCAAUGCAGCAUCCCUCAUCAGCCUGGUCGAGUCCUCGCGUAGCACGAAGAAGUCGAUGCUCAAGCUUUUUAUCAUGCAGCUUGUAGAGCUGACGGAGCGAUCCUCUUCCAUUAUUAUGGUCCAUCGUGUCCGAAAGAACGGUCUCCCUUUCUUCAAUGUUUUUCGUCGUGGCGAUUGGCACAGUCGUGUUGCUGGAGCAUUUCAAACUUAUGGCCAACUCGGGCGAGUCUCAGUUCGACCCACUACCGCCAUCUCGGCACUCUCCACCAUGCACCAGGAUAUCUGCCAUGUGGCUGAAGAAAAACGUGUUGCCAUGAUUAUUCUGCCCUUCCACAAACAAUGGAAUGGUGCUGAUGAUGAGUCCUUGCAAAACAUGGGCCAUGGUUGGAGAGGGGUCAACCAAAUGGUACUCAAGCACUCGCCUUGCUCUGUGGCUGUGUUGGUAGAUCGUGGCUUUGGUGGCUCAGGCAUUCAAACUCCUGGUCCCAUUACUGUUGUGACCCAAAGGGUCUGCAUAGUUUUCUUUGGUGGACCCGAUGAUCGCGAGGCCUUAGAGUUGGGUAGUCGGAUGGCAGAGCAUCCUGCAGUUAAGGUAACUGUUGUCAGGUUUGUUAAUAAGGAGGGAUUGAAUGGAGAUAGGGUAACACUAAUGCCGUCACCGAACAAAAGUACUGAGAUUAGCUAUAGCUUUUCCACCGCCACUAUGAACAGACCAGUUGAAAAGGAACUAGAUGAGACAGCAGUGACAGAGUUCAGAAGUAGGUGGGACAUUGGAAUAGUUGAGUACACAGAGAAAGUUGCGACAAGCAACAUGAUAGAGGAGGUCUUAGCCGUAGGGCGCAAUAUUGAUUAUGACCUUAUAGUUGUUGGGAAGGGUCGAUUCCCAUCAAACAUGGUGGCAGAAUUAGCAGAACGACAUGCAGAACACCCAGAAUUGGGGCCAAUUGGGGACAUUUUGGCUUCACCAGGGCAAGGCCUAACCUGUUCUGUUCUGGUCAUUCAACAACAUGACUUAGCUCACAAUGAGGAGUUGCCAGUCUCAAAGGUUGUUCACCCAGUACAAACAAGUACCACUAGUACAAGCAGUAGUAGUUCCAUCCAACAAGUCUCAACAGACGUUGUGUAGGAACAGUAAGAUAAUUUUUAGUAAAUAUAAUUUGGUAUUUCAAGAAUAACAGAAACUUGAAUCACAUCAUCAAAUUAUUGUACACACAUUUAUAUGUGGCUUUUUUUUAUUCUCAAUGAAAAUAUAGUCAAAUAUUAUACA
Messenger RNA from Cannabis sativa, 2824 nucleotides. RefSeq names its product cation/H(+) antiporter 20. Gene Ontology annotation, biological process: proton transmembrane transport; regulation of pH. Lineage: Eukaryota; Viridiplantae; Streptophyta; Magnoliopsida; Rosales; Cannabaceae. Bases 152 to 2683 code for a protein of 843 amino acids. Gene Ontology annotation, cellular component: membrane; endomembrane system. Gene Ontology annotation, molecular function: antiporter activity. The record is from RefSeq and is a predicted model, not a curated record. The transcript has 4 exons.